CUCAGAUCUCGCACAGAAAUCCACUCCGGGUUUUCCACCGGGCCCCAAAAAUCUAUGAAAUGUGUUUGCAUGUUCCUCUCUGCAAACGGGGAUGUAGAGGUGGGAUUGCAAGCGCCGAGAAAGCUCGGGGAACCCACGCGUUCAACACAGCCUCAGAGAAAGUGCGCUUUUCUCAUUGAAGCGACGCAAAAUCUGAAUUUUAUUUUAUUUAAUUUCUCUUCACGUUUGUCACUAACAAGCAGGCACAGGGUUAGGAUUGUGUCUUUGGAAAAAGAAGCUUUUUGUGCCCCUGUCUUUCCUUGUCUUCUUUCUUUCUCUUUUUUUUUUGUCACCAUUCGCCACGGAAAGGCUGGGAGAGACACGGACCGCUCGGACUGUGGGAGCCCUCCCUUCUGUUUGAAUCUGCUCUGGUUCCUGAAAGCCAAUGGAAGAACGUGGAUGAGGGCCGCGCUUCUAAGGAGGAGGAAGGCUUUGGUGCCUGUCUCUUUCUGACUGGCUGACUGGUCCACUAACACCAAGCAACACUCUCACCAGGGCAAAUAACGGGCAGAGUAAAAGUCCUUCAUUGCUCACCCCUCUCCCCUUUCCACCCUCACCCCCGACCCAGGCACGUACGCACCGGACCAUGUCUAGUGGGCUGUCGGAGGAACCCCAAACAGAGGACCUGGAGCGGAGUAGCUGCAAACAGGACUCUCCUGUCAUAGAGCGCAGGAAUCGGAGUGGCAUCAUCAGCGAGCCCCUCAGCAAGAGCCUUAAGAACUCGCGUACCCUAUCUCAAUAUACAGCGGUCUCCUCUGCCACCACCAAUGGACACACGGACAAUAGCUCAACGAAGAGCCACUCGGCCAAACAUCAACCGCCCCCAGCUCCCCAAGCCACUGUCUCCACACUAACAGCAGCCAAGUUGGACAGAACCUUAGAACAGGUUCUGGAGGGACAAAAUGGCCUGCUGCACUUUGCCCAGGCAGCAGCGCUGCUAAAGCGAGCCGGUAUGGAGCACAUGCUCUUGCCUGGGGGCAUGGGAGUGGGAGUUGGCGGCGGAGACGCAGGCUCGGGGGCUAGCGACUUGGAGGGUACGUCUGUCACGGACGCCGUAGGUGGUCCCGUUGACUUCCCAUAUGGAGUAGGGAGCGGCUUCCCCUUCAAUCCGGGCCUUUUCAUCAUGACACCGGCUGGAGUCUUUCUGGCGGACAGCGCGCUUCACAUGGCUGGCUUGACCGAAUACCCGGCACAGAGCGAGCUGGCCUCUGCUAUCAACUCCGGCAAAAAGAAACGGAAACGCUGCGGCAUGUGUCCGCCUUGCCGACGGCGGAUUAACUGCGAGCAGUGCAGCAGCUGCCGGAACAGAAAACAGGCCACCAGAUCUGCAAGUUUCGCAAAUGUGAGGAGCUGAAGAAGAAACCCUCUGCUGCACU
Molecule: messenger RNA, 1415 nt
Organism: Xiphophorus hellerii (green swordtail)
Lineage: Eukaryota; Metazoa; Chordata; Actinopteri; Cyprinodontiformes; Poeciliidae
Product: CXXC-type zinc finger protein 5-like
Exons: 2
Coding region: 626-1393 (255 amino acids)
Cellular component (GO): nucleus
Molecular function (GO): zinc ion binding; methyl-CpG binding
Source: RefSeq, a predicted model, not a curated record